Lactuca saligna is the source of this 2134-nucleotide messenger RNA. The record is from the annotation of a GenBank genome assembly. NCBI's taxonomy places the organism in Eukaryota, Viridiplantae, Streptophyta, Magnoliopsida, Asterales, Asteraceae.
AUGAUCGUCAACAAUAACAAACUUUCCAACUUAUAUUCAUUCGGGAUCCGAUCUCAAAGCCAUUCAAGAAGAAUCAAGCUACAAUAUGAAGAAGAUAAAGAAGAAGAUGAGGAGGGUGGUGAUCUGGUUACAAAAAAAGAAGGGUUUGGAGGUGCCACAUGUUGGAGGUGUAGGGAAAUAAUCCAUAUGUACCAUAGGUACUGCUACACAUGCACCAUUUGUUCAUCAUCAUGUGAUGAUAAGAAGGUCUUCUCACUUCACAAAUUUUGUGGUGAGUUGCCACCAAGGUUGGAGAAAACAUUACACAGACAUCCUCUUAUCCAACAACUGGCACCGGCUUAUAAUUGCAUCUGUCAGAUUUGUGAGAGCAGUGACAUGUAUCCAGAAACACAAAUGUUUUACAAGUGUGAUGACUGUUUUAAUUUCUACAUUGAUGUCAAGUGUGCCCUGGAAGUAGGAAAAAAUAUCAUCUAUCAUCCUUCCCACCCUCACUUGCUAAUAUGUUCCAUCCCUAAGCCCAUUUUAUGCCUCUGUAGUGCUUGUGGGAAGGAACAUAAAGGCAUCUUCUAUCAAUGUAGUACCACUUGUGGUGGCUUCACCAUACACACUGAAUGUGCUUUCCUACCACAUAAAUUGCUCAUCCAACAGAGAACACAUGGUUCUUUUUAUCAUACCCAUCCCCUCACCAUUUUAUAUUCCUUCCCCAGAGAAGAUCAAAAAGCUAAACAUUUUCCCAGAUGCAGAGUAUGUGGUGAUGAUUUUUAUCGUAGAGAGGAUCUUUGGAGUUACAAAUGCGAUAAAUGUCUCUACUACGUCCAUCUGAACUGCGUAAGAGUGCCUCCGCGUGCUGACCUUAGCAAAACCAUUAAAAAUUAUGAAGAUGUUGACCAUCCUGGUCUUCUCCAUCUCCCAUUCCCUGAUGAAACAUACAGCCUACCAAAACACUACUUGUUUUUCCAACAAACCACUAAUGAUGAUGAUCAUCAUCAUAAGAUUAAGGUGGAUGAUCGCCUAACACACAAGAGUCAUCAACACCCUCUGAUUCUAGUUGAUCAUGGGCAAACCUCCUUUUCCUCCUCAAAUUCUUUGUUAUUAAUAAAGUGUCAUGACCCAAUGGAAAAGACCCAACUGCUAUGCAACGCAUGUCUCAGACCAAUCAUGUCCACCAUGCCUUUUUACAAAUGCCCUCACCAGAGUUGCAAUGACUUUGCUCUCCAUGAGUGGUGCACUCGACUCCCCCCAAUAAUACAAAACCACCCGGGCCACCCGCAACAUACCCUCAAUUUCAUCUUCUCAAACGAUCUUCCUUUCUUUUUCGGUGUGUUCAAUUGUAAGGUUUGUUAUCUACAUUGCAACGGAUUUGUGUAUGGUUGCGUCGGAUGUGAAUACUAUGUGGAUGUUACAUGUGGGUUUAUACCUAAAGAAAUCACACACAAAGCUCACCCCAAUCACCUUCUUUCACUAGUUCAAACAAAAGGAAUCGGUCGUAAUUCUUGUCAUAUCUGUCUCGGAUCCAUUUAUAAGCGUGGACUUUCAUUCUUAUGCAUCACUUGUGGUAUUGUUAUACAUCCGGAAUGUGCUUUGUUAUUAGCCGAAACAGUGAGGCACAAGUAUGACGAGCAUCCAAUGCAACUAAGUUACCUCCCGAUUGAGAACCACAAGAGUGAAUACUUUUGUGAAAUCUGUGAGGAAGAUUUGAAUCCUCAUCAAUCUUUCUAUCAUUGUCAAUCUUGUGCUCAGUCCAUACAUACCGCUUGUGCUCCGUCAAUACUUAAGAGCGAGACACAUGAUGAUUGCUACUUGGCCAAGGGCGUUAAUGAUUUCGUGAAUAUAAAGUUUGGUGGUAUUUUCAACACCAGCCAUCACCAACACCCUCUCUCAUUUGCUCAAGGCAUUGCGUCGGAUGGAAAAUGCAAAAGGUGUCCUGAAAGAUUACAGUACUCCAUGAUCUUUAAAUGUCUCAAGUGUAACUUUUCAAUUCAUUACCACUGUUUAUGAUAUACUACGAAUGAAGUUUUUUGGUCUCUCUGAAACCAAAUAUGAUUUGUAAUUGUCAUUACUCUUUCUUAUACUAUAUCCCCUUUGUAUUAUUUCAUGUCUAUGAUGAUACAAUAAGGUAAAUGAAUUUAACGUG